This is a messenger RNA of Ilex paraguariensis (yerba mate), 1365 nucleotides long. The record is from the annotation of a GenBank genome assembly. Lineage: Eukaryota; Viridiplantae; Streptophyta; Magnoliopsida; Aquifoliales; Aquifoliaceae.
AUGGAUGCUUUGGAGGAAUUGACAACAGUUGAUAGAGGAGAAAGUUUUCCUUGUUUACGGGAAUUACACAUCAGUCAAUGUCCCAGGUUGACUGAAUUUCCUUAUCUUCCAUCACUUGGGAAAUUAAGCAUAGCAAACAGCAACGAGAUGCUAUUAAGGUCAGUGAUGGAUCUCACUUCACUUUCCUGGCUUCAAAUAGAUAAGUUUGAUGAGUUGGAGGUUCUUCCAGAUGGACUGCUUCAAAAUCACAAGGUUCUUGAGUCCCUAAGAAUUUGUGAACUAAACAAUCUCAAGACUCUGUCACAUCAGCUAGAUAAUCUUUCUGUUCUGAAAGAGUUGAAAAUUGAUCGUUGUGAUUCUCUCGAGUAUUUACCAGAUGGACUCAAAAACCUUAGAUCCCUUGAGACACUCGAGUUACGGGAUUGUGACAGCCUUACAUCCUUACCGGUGACAGGGUUACAAGGCUUGUCUUCCUUGAGAUCAUUGAGGAUAAAGUACUGUAAGAAACUAAGUUGUUUAUCUGAAGGAGUAAAACACCUGACUGCUCUCCAAUAUUUGCACAUAAUUGGAUGUCCAGAGAUGACGUAUUUGCCCGAAGACAUGCAACAUUUAAAUGCUCUCCGAGAGCUGAUAGUAUGGUCUUGUAAUGGAUUAGUUUCUCUACCGAAUUGGCUAGGAAGCCUCAUGUCGCUGUGGUCGUUGGUGUUUUGGGAUUGCCCCAACUUGAUCUCCUUGCCAGAUGGGAUGCAGUCACUCAAAAUACUGUUUAUUACAGAAUGUCCACAUUUGGAGAGGCGAUGCGAGAAAGAGAAAGGAGAGGACUGGCCAAAGAUAGCUCAUGUUCGUGAGAUUCGAAUCAAUGAUCGGGAAAUACAGUCCUUGAUCCCACACGACUAAAAAUGCAUCUGACGGGGCAACCUUGAUUGAUUCAUAUGGUUGUGGUAGCCAGCAGCAGCUUGUGGAGCAGGCAGAUAAAAAUAAACUUUAGAAGAGGUAGCUAGAGCAAGUUGGUGGCAGCAUAUAGAUGUCUAUGUAAAUCUCGUGGGGUUUUAUUUGGCCGGACUUACAGGACCUAUUGUCAUGGGUUUCAUUCUCCAUUUGGAUGGGAUAUUGGGAGGAUCUAUUGUAAAAUCAUCUCAUCUCAUAGCCCGUUUCAUAGAUUGUCAAAAGAAGGCAACCAAGCUACUUGAGGGUAGAUCUUCAUCAUGAAAUGCAUUGAUUGAUUGCUUGCUGCUUCUUCGUAAAUUUGUUGAAAAGUUGUUCAAAAAUGCUGUUGCAUCUGAUACAAUUGUGAAUCGAUCGAAUUUAUUCUAUAAGCAUGUCCAUUUCCAUUUGUAUUAACUAGUUGGUGCACACGUGCGUUGC